This is a messenger RNA of Culicoides brevitarsis, 1221 nucleotides long. Its product is annotated as pickpocket protein 19-like. Gene Ontology annotation, cellular component: plasma membrane. The coding region runs from base 1 to 1221 and encodes 406 amino acids. Gene Ontology annotation, molecular function: ligand-gated sodium channel activity. The record is from RefSeq and is a predicted model, not a curated record. The transcript is spliced from 3 exons. Gene Ontology annotation, biological process: sodium ion transmembrane transport. Lineage: Eukaryota; Metazoa; Arthropoda; Insecta; Diptera; Ceratopogonidae.
AUGGUUGGUGUCAUUUACGUGAGCCUUUUAUUAUCUGAGCGUUUUAAUAGCACCCCAUUAGCAACUGUGGUUGAAAGCACAAUUUAUCCCGUUUCUGAUAUUUCGUAUCCUGCGGUGACCAUUUGCAACUACAAUCGUGUGAAUUGGAAUCGUGUUGAAGCCGCAAAAAGGAAAUAUAUCCCGAAUGCAACUGAAAAUGUAGUAAAACAAUUUGAAUCUUACCUCAAAACGAUUAACCGCUUGGAAUAUGGAUCUUUUGAUGAGUUUCAAGACAUUGAUACUUGGGAUAUCGAUGCUCUUGAACACAUUGACCUUCUGGAGUUGUAUCGAGAUGUUGCCUACACUUGUGAGGAAAUGUUUGACUCAACAGCAACUUGUUGGUGGAGAAAUAAAUUUUUCAAUUGUUGUCAAAUUUUUCACACACAACGCAGUGAAUAUGGGAUUUGUCUUUCUUUUAAUUCUGUCACAAAUUCUGAUGGACACGAAAUGUUUCUAAACUCUUCGAAUUCGUACCCUCGUCGUACGAGCAGUUCCAUGGAUUGGUCAGGAUUGCGAAUUGAAAUCACGAUUCCCACAAGUGGAAUGCCUCCCGGUCUUCCUACUGAAGACAUGGGACUGAUGGUUAUCGUGGGAAACCCUUUUGAAUGGCCAAGUAAUGGAUAUCUCGUGCCAGCUGGAACAAAUACAGGCGUUUCCGUUCAUCCAACUUACUCGUAUUCGACUGAAAAUAUUUAUCACCUUGCAAUUAACGAAAGAAUGUGCAUUUUUGACGAAGAUAUUAAACUAAAUCACAUCGACAAUGCAAGUGUCAUGCGGCUCCCGUUGCGACUCGAUCGUUAUUAUGUCGGAAACUGCUACUCGGAGUGUCGACAACAACACAUGAUAAAAUUCUGCAACUGCACUAUUGACUUUUUCUACAAACCUGGCAACUAUACGCCUUGUCGCAUGUCUGGAAUAAAGUGUCUGAACAAGUUUGAUCAGAUUAUGAAUUAUCAGAAGCCUCCAUCGGGUAAUUCGUUCUUUUCUGAUGACGAACCUGGAAUUAGCUGCAAUUGCUGGCAGGAAUGCACAAGAACAGAAUAUGCAGUUGAAGUGGCUCCGAAUAUGCUGAGCGAAGCAACUCCCGGUAAAAUUAUUCUUGAUGUGCAUUAUCAGAGAUCGACAACGGUGAAAUAUCGUACAGACGUCGUUUUUGGAUGGAUGGAUCUCAUGGGUAAAUAA